AUGGCUUCUCCCCGCCCCAACUUUGGUGCCCAAGGGUACCCUAUUCCGAAUGGUGCGGCUGCGGGCCCUGUCCCCGGUGCCACGCCGCUGCUUCCUAACAACGGCCGUGUUAUUCAGAAUGGACCUACCAGGAUCCUGUGCAUCGCGGAUGUGCGAGGAAACCUGAAGUCUCUGAAUGAGCUGGCGAAGCAGGCCCGCGCAGACCACAUCAUCCACACAGGUGAUUUCGGAUUUUAUGAUGACAGCUCCCUCGAGCGCAUCGCAGAUAAGACAUUGAAGCAUGUGGCACAAUACUCCCCUCUCCUUCCCGAGAACGUGAAACGGUCCAUCGCACAGGUACCUCCUCAACAGUCAAUUAAGCAACGCUUCCCUCCCGAGCAGCUGCCCCUCUCCGAGCUUUCUAUGCUUCUCGACAAGCGCAUCACUCUUGAUGUUCCGGUGUACACAGUUUGGGGUGCUUGCGAAGACGUGCGCGUAUUGGAGAAGUUCCGAUCAGGCGAGUACAAGGUCGACAAGCUACACAUUAUCGACGAAGCCAACUCCCGUCUCCUCGAUAUUGGCGGUGUUAAGCUACGUUUGCUUGGUCUGGGAGGCGCCGUUGUUAUGCAUAAACUCUUUGACAACGGAGAGGGAAAGACGACUAUUGCCGGUGGCCAGGGUACCAUGUGGACAACUCUCUUGCAGAUGGGUGAGUUGAUAGACACUGCCAAUCGUGUCUACGACCCCUCCGAGACUCGUGUCUUCGUCACACAUGCUUCCCCUGCUCGUGAGGGCAUGCUGAAUCAGCUUUCCGUUACACUUAAGGCCGACUUCUCCAUUUCAGCUGGUCUUCAUUUCCGUUACGGCUCCUCGUACAAUGAGUUCUCUGUGAACCCAUCUUUGGACCAUUACCGUGGAAAGCUUGCUGCCUCGAAGGCGUCAUUCACCGAUGUCUGGGAGACCGUCCGAGGCGAGGUUGAGUCGGCUAUCUCUUCUAACGAUGGCCAAAAGACUCUCCUGGAGAAUGCCCUGGAUGUUGUCAACAAGAUGCCCUCCAUUGCCAAUGGUGGCAACCCAUUCGGUGGCCCUGUGGCUGCGGGCAACGCUGCUGGUCAGGUCGAUGAAAGUGCAUUUAAGAAUAUGUGGAACUUUAACUUGGCCGAUGCUGCAUUCGGUUAUCUCGUUCUUGAAAUUGAAGGCGGACGCAUCGCGACUGAGAUGCGGGCUCAAGGAUUCAACUUCGCUCACCGCACUGGCAAGCCCCAGGCUGGUGGUGCCCCUCAACCUGUUUCUAGCGGCCUCCCGGCGACCACUGCUUCGCCCGCUCCUACCGGCGCUGCUCGAACCCCCGUUGUGGCUCCGCAAUUCGGACAAGCCCCUCCCGCUCGUGCACCCAUUCCCCAGGGCCAGAAGGGACCCCGUGCCUCCCCUGUUCCCGUGAUUCCCAAGUCCGCUAGUCCACAGCCGCCUGUUGCCGCCUCCGCCCAACCUGCCGGAGAAGAGAAGGUCGCAGCUGUCGAUACUAAUGGUACCACCCCACAUGAGAAGACAAGCGAGUCACCUGUGCCCCGGGUUGAGAAGAAGCCCACCAAUGCCCUUUUCGUGACAAGUGCCGAUAAUGAGCAGGUUGUCCGGGAUCUGAUUGCUGAGGAGGACAGAUCUAAGAUUACCAAGAUUGAAAAGCUUGGCAAAUACAAUCACGUUGUGACAUUCUCGGGUCCCGAGGAGGCGAAGGCUGCCAUGGAGCACUUGCCCAUUGAGCUGAAGAAGCCUGGUUCUACUCCUCACGGUCAGCCCCGUAAGCCCAACUUCAAGUUCUUCGAGGACCGCAGCAGUCGUGCUGUCGGCAAUGCUGGAACGUGGCAGGCUAGCACCCGUGGCGGAGCCUCUGCCGGCCAGCGUGGAUACCAGAGCGCCAGUGAUAGCGACGGCAGUCGCCGUGGUGGAUUCGGUGGUCGUGGUCGUGGCGGCGGCCGUGGCACCGGUGAGCGAGGACGCGGCGGACGUGGAGGGGCUCGUGGUGGCUUCAAGAGCGGAGCGGGUGCAAGCGAAUCUGCCCCCUCAAGCGAUAAGCCUGCUGCAUCUGGUGACGCCUAA
This is a messenger RNA of Penicillium paradoxum, 2076 nucleotides long. RefSeq lists its product as uncharacterized. The coding region runs from base 1 to 2076 and encodes 691 amino acids. NCBI's taxonomy places the organism in Eukaryota, Fungi, Ascomycota, Eurotiomycetes, Eurotiales, Aspergillaceae. The transcript is spliced from 4 exons. The record is from RefSeq and is a predicted model, not a curated record.